This is a messenger RNA of Plenodomus lingam JN3, 1752 nucleotides long. RefSeq lists its product as uncharacterized. Gene Ontology annotation, molecular function: transcription cis-regulatory region binding; protein binding. Gene Ontology annotation, cellular component: Set1C/COMPASS complex. The record is from RefSeq and is a predicted model, not a curated record. Lineage: Eukaryota; Fungi; Ascomycota; Dothideomycetes; Pleosporales; Leptosphaeriaceae.
AUGGCUGAACCACAGCCCCAUUCCCGCCCCAACACGCCGACACUGGGGCCCCCAGCCAUGCGCCGUCCACUCGAGGAAGAUCAUGCGCCCGCCAUCUCCUCCCCACUGAACCCUGAUGGAGCGACGCGUGCAAGACCGCCGCGAGCACCACCGCGUGAGCAGCGGGAAAAGCGCGAGACGCUCAAGAAGCGUGAAGCAUCAGCAAGCACUCGUCAAAGCACACCGGCGCCCAAAGUAAAUAAGGAGCGGCCUUUGGCGGACUCGCCCAUGCGAUACUCGAUUCCUGAGCCCAGAGCUUCCGACUACGAGCCACCCAAGGACAGUAUAUUGCUACCACACGAGCCCCUUCCACUCUACACGGCCGAUGGCAAGACGGAACUCAAGAAGCCUCAUGACAUUGCGUGGAACAAAAAGGGCUACAAGUACACCCACUGCGUCGCCGACCCUCUUUUCCGACACAAACAAUACUACCGCCAAUCCGACGCCCGUCCCUACGGCCCCAAGAUGAGCCACGAAGACUCGGACCGCUGGUUCUACUUUGACGACAGCGCAACCAUUGUCACACAGGAGAAAGGCUGGCGCAUGGGCCGCGGCAACGUUGUCGCGCGGGAGGGCCGACUGUACUACGAAGUCAAGAUCCUCAAAGGCAUCCCCGCUGACGGACCCAAAGACCCCAUUGAUCCACGCACCGGCGAGACAAGGCCCGGCCCACACGUACGCAUGGGCUGGGCACGUCGCGAAGCACCUCUGGAUGGCCCUGUAGGCUUCGACGGCUACAGCUACGGUAUCACCGACGCCCGUUUCGAAGCACAGCACCGCUCGCGGGCCUCCAAGAUCUUCAAACCACUGCCCAAAGGCGCCAAGAGCAAACACAUGAAGGCACGGCCACCCCACGGCAAGCCCAUGCCCGUCGAAUACAUUACCGACCAACAUGUCCAAGAAGGCGACGUGAUUGGGUUGGAAAUCCAGCUCCCCUCCCUCUCCAUGCACCGCAAAGUCGUCGAGGGCAUCUACAACCCAGCCGUAGACCUCGGCGACGGCUUCGACACAGCCAGCAACCAGGACCCCUUUGACCGCCCCAUCGACAUCAUCCGUGACCGCAUCCCCGUCCCCUACAAAGGAAACUUUUACUUUGAACAACUCGACUACCAAGUCACCAAAACAGUAGAAGCCUACCACGACCGCGGUCCCGUACCCAAGAUCCACCCGAGCCCCAACCACGAAGACGUCAGCGUACGAAGCCUGCCGCACUCGUGCAUCAAGGUCUACAAGAACGGACAGGAAGUCGGCAUCGCGUUUGAAAACCUCCUUGCCUUUCUCCCACCCGCGAGCGUACCCUCUGUCGAAGCUGUCAAGGCAGGCGCGCGACCAGGCUUCGACGAUGGCAUGGUCGGUUACUUCCCGGCCAUUUCGCUCUUCAACGGCGGCCAGGCCCAGGUCAAUUUCGGUCCGGACUUUUGGUGUCCGCCCGAGGAACUGCGUGCCCAUCAUGAUGGUGAUGAUGUUGCAAAUAUCCAACCUUCCACCCCGCAAGGCCGCAUGCUCCGCCCCAUUUCUCAGCGCUACAAGGAACAAAUUGCGGAAGAUAUUCUCUGGGAUAUUAUUGAUGAGGUUGACUUCUUUGUCCAGGAUGGUGGCUGGGAGUACAAGGGUGAGGCGCCUCAGGAUGUCGCAGGCAAAUCUACGCCUAGGGCGCGUGGCUUUGCUAAUCCUGAUGAGAAUCUGGGGCUGGAGGUUGGGAGGCGGUAUUGA